GGUGUUUUCACUCGCCCCUUACAUCACUGGACGUCACGGAAGCUACAUCGUGUUUAUUUAUUUAUUCUUCCCCUUUACAGGUUAAAAAAAAUGAACAUUAUCGGGUUUUGACGUGUUUCUAUGUUUUCUGUGCCGUGAAAGAUAAAUAGGAAGUAAGAUACUGGAGUCUGCAGUAACUUUGAGAGCUAAUAAGUUUUGUUCACAUGAAUGUUACACUCACCGUAGCUUCCUCGUUAGCUGCGUUGUGCGGAGCGGACGACAUUGUUUCAGAGGCGUAGUUGUGCCGUUUGUGUGCAGUGUUUCACAUUUAAUGAGAAUACUUGAUGCUAGCCAUGUAGCACUGUUAUUCUUUUGUUUGUAUGGGUAAAAGAGUGAUGUUAAUAGCUUCCAUUUUGCGGGAUAUAUGUUUUGUUAUGGCCACCAUACAUAACAGAUGUGAUAUACUUGCGUUUAUAUUUGAGCAGACCUAGAUGUAAAACAUGAGUAUAUGUUACUAGACAGAUCUGAAUUAAACCAUUGUAAAGAUAUUUUAUGUUUCCAGUACAAUGCUUUAUUUUUCUAACGGAACAAUCUUUGGAGAUAACAGUUGUUAUAACAGUUGCUGAUUUGAUAGCAAUGUAAUGUUGAGAAAAUUGUGUAUUUUUGCAUUACAACACUGGACGUGACUGAAGCAACAUCGUGUCCAUGUUUCUGAUUUAUUAUUCCCCUUUACAGGGGUGUAACAUAUGAUCAGGCACUGAGGACUUAAUGAUGCCAUCAUCACCGCAGUGGAAAGCAUACAGGAAAAUGGAGCCUGAUCAUGGGACACAGAAGAAAGGCACUUUGUGCCAAAAACUUUCCAAAUAUGCUGUCAUCUUCCUCUUUCUGGCUGUGUUUGGACUCAUAUUCCUGCUGCGUAACGUCAACACUGCAGAGAACUGGAACUGCCACACUGUUUCAGCCCUCGACCAGCAUCAGAGCAGGAUCCAAUCCAAACUGCCUACUUUUCACAACCAUACCUUCUGUGCCCAUCUGGGCCAGAAACCCUCCCCUGAAGAACUGGAACUGGAAGAGCGCUACCUGUUGGACUCUAUUGCUUGGCCAGGGCCUCCGCCUCGCUCUUCACCAGUCGCCUUGAACCAGACGAGUGACCCUGUGCACAGCCUGUUCACCCUCCCCAUUAAGGAGGGAAGGGAGUGGCAUGUGGGCGACCAGCUGGAGGCCCUCGUCCAAAUGCACGACUUCCAGGGUCGUCCCAAGAUCUACGGUGGGGAUUUCCUCUUGGCCAGACUGCACUCCCCUGAGCUUGGAGCAGGUGUAGCAGGCAAGGUGCUGGACCACAGGAAUGGAUCUUAUUCUGCUCUGUUCCCGCUGCUCUGGGAGGGAUCAGCACAGGUGGAGGUUACACUAGUGCACUCAAGUGAGGCUGUUGCUGUUCUGCGACGGCUGAGGGAGGAACAACCCCAGAGAGUGUUUUACAAGAGCUUGUUCCGCUCGGGUUCCCACUCUGAGACUACUGUGUGCAACAUGUGCCUGCCCCCUGAUCAGAAACUCCAAUGCAACUACACAGACCUUUCCACAGGUGAGCCCUGGUACUGCUACAAGCCCAAGGUGCUCGGCUGUGACACCAGGAUCAACCACGCCACAGGAGGCUAUGUGAAAAAUCUCCUCACCAGCAAAGAGGCACCACUCUUCCAGAGUGAUGUAAAUAUAAAAGUUCACAUACACGCUUCAGGACCCGACAGAAUCAAUGUGCUGCCCCCCAGGAAAGAUAGAGCAGAGGUAGAAAGCAGUGUAAAACCAGAAGCUAUUCAGCACGCACCUUCUGGAUAUUACUACAAGGACUCAUGGAGGUCAUUAAAUGGUGUUACAAUGCGCCAGUUCAAUGAAUCAUCUGCCAUCACUCAGUGUUUGAAGGAUAAGGUGAUCUACAUGAAUGGAGACUCCACUGUCAGGCAGUGGUUUGAGCACCUGCUUGCUUUUGUACCAGAAUUGAAGCAGUUCAACCUGCACAGUCCUAAAAAGAUUGGACCUUUCAUGGCGGUGGACAGCACCCAUAAUAUUCUCUUGAAGUACCGCUGCCAUGGCCCACCCAUCCGCUUCUCUGCUGUCAUUGCCAAUGAGUUUCGUUACAUUUCAAAUGAGCUGGACGGCCUCUCUGGGGGUCCCAACACUGUUGCUGUCCUCAGCAUUUGGGCCCAUUUCAGCACUUAUCCUGUGGAGGUGUACAUACGGAGGCUCCGUCACAUUAGGCGGGCAGUGUUGCGACUCCUGGACCGAGCGCCAGGGACAAUCAUUGUGAUUCGCUCAGCCAACCUCAGAGCCCUGGACCCAGAGGUGAGCCUUUAUGACAGCGACUGGUACUCACUGCAGCUCGAUGAGGUGCUCAGAGCCAUGUUCAAGGGGCUGAAUGUUCUGCUGGUGGACGCCUGGCAAAUGACUUUGGCACACCGCCUCCCUCAUGAUCUCCAUCCACCUCCAGCCAUCAUCAAGAACAUGAUAGACAUGCUUCUGUCUCAUGUUUGCCAAAAGAGCCACCAGUAGAAGAACAGUGAAGAUUUGAUUUUUAAGUUGAGAUGUUUGUGUUCUUUCAUUUGUAAUUUUAUUAGAUGGCACUCAGCUUGUGGUGCUCACACCCACUUGAAAAAAAAAGAAUUCAACAGCAAUGUCAAAGUCAAUAUUUAGUGAUCAUGAUCAAGAUAUUCCAAUUCAGGAGGACAGACAAUGCUCCACAUAUAACUGCUGUAUUUUUUUUUUUUUUUAUGUUGAGAAAGCCGUGCUGCCGGCUUAUCCAUUCACACAGGUAUGGUUUGCCUCUAUUGCGUCUCUGAUACUACCUCUGUAGGUGCAUCAGAGCCGCAGUGAAAUUUCACCCCUCAUGCACCUGAAACUUUGACACAGUGGAGGAUAAGGAGAAUCGGUGCAUGAUUCUCACACUCAAAGGGCAGUUUGAAAGGGACUGCCAGUACUUGCUAUUGUCACAUGUGUGCUUUAACAUCUGUAAUAAGGAGUAUGGCUGUAUUUGAAAGCCAUUGUCAUUUGCAUAUAUAAAUGGAGGUUUGAGAUAAAGAGGCGAUAUCUAUUUAAUAUUUGUAUCAUUAAAUGGGGCAGUGCUACUUAUCAGGAGUUAAUAUGGAUAAUCAGCUGGUGAUGCCUCAUUUUUCACGUCUUCAGUGUGGUUCAAUAAAUGAAAAAACUAUGGCAGCAUCAAGAGUCACUGAUCAGCCCUGUGUGGUGUGUUAAAACUGAUUUAAUCUUUUCUGUAUUUAACAGGUAGAAUUCUUGGUAAGAUUUAACUUGUCAACUGUAACAUGAAAUACAAAGAAAACCUAAGAGAAAGAGGCAAAUUCAUCCCUAGGUGUUUUGGCAAAAAUAUAUAUUAAAAAAACACCACUCAUUUGUCAUUCAGUGGCAUGCAUCCUGUUUGUCUCGCCUCCCUUCUGCAGGCUAAUGUUUAAGAGACAUUUGCAGACAGGCUGAAAUAUGAUCAACAAUAAUGCAAUAUUCUAAGCACUGUAACAACUCUCAGACUGGACUGAACUGCAUAAGCUCAAAGACACUAGUUGAUAAUAAAUGCAAUCAAUGCAUCCUUAUUUCCAAUCUUAAAUAUAAACUUAAUAUUCUUAAGGAUUUUAGUGUUAUCAAGGUGGUGGGUAAAUAUGGGAAGUUAUUGUGGUGCUUUGUAGUCGAGCAAAGGAAAAGAAAAAUGAAAGUAGAAAAUCACUACACGACAGCUUUACACAUCCAUCAAGUUCAAGGACCCCCAGAAUACUGGGUGAGUGUUGGUGUUGUUUACUCCACUUACAAACAAGCU
Molecule: messenger RNA, 3793 nt
Organism: Acanthopagrus latus (yellowfin seabream)
Lineage: Eukaryota; Metazoa; Chordata; Actinopteri; Spariformes; Sparidae
Product: NXPE family member 3-like
Exons: 6
Coding region: 748-2523 (591 amino acids)
Source: RefSeq, a predicted model, not a curated record